CGAUGGCUGUACUUUACGCACAUGCGCAUUAGCGAGCACGAAUAGCCCGCGCUUACGUUUCACUUGUUAGCUGUCAAGUUUCUUAAUUCGUCAUCACUUUAGCCUGGGUGGAUGCUGUACUUGUUGGACUGAUUAUUGAAUAAGUGUCAAUACGUAGUAUAGUUAAACCCAUAGUGUAGCUCCCCAUUUUCGGUACGAAGGAAUUGAAAAUGCUGCAUUUGUAGGAGUGAUGUGUAUUUAAAGUGGAAGUGUGUAGAAAUCAGCAGUAGUGAAUGAAUCGGCUCUCAGAGCCGGCUGCUUGAAAUGAACCACAGGAGCCGGUUGGCGUCGUUGGGAGCAAUUUAGGAGCCGAUAAUUUUUUUCCUCGUCUUUUUUAUGUUAAACGCGAAUGUCAUUGGUCAAGAUGUGUGGCGGUGUCUCGGUGUCCACACUGAGCAGUGGGAGGGUUGAGGUUAAACACGCUGUAGUGCUCUUAGAGCCGAUUCGUUCGUAAGAAAUUUGCAUGAAGAGAUUUGACCUAUUUUUACCAAAUUUGUCUGUUGAGAUGGGUAAUGCUCUGAGAUCGAUUAUAAUCGAUAAUAAUCGAUAAUAAUAAUAAUAAUGCGAGUCCACCUUAUCAAAAGCAAAAAAUUAUAAUUUCUCAAGAGUAUUUAACAUUAUAAUUAGAAUAUCAAGAGCUUUUAAAUACAAAUAAAUGAAACACGUGCGUGAUGUAAACAUGAUGUAAAACAAUAGCUCAAUCAAAGUGUAUUGAUUAGAAAAAAAUAGAUCAGUAGAAAACCGUAACGUAACGCGUACCAUAGACACUACGCCAUAUUUCUGAUUUUGAAUCAGUGUCACUUUCAUUAUUUUCCAAAUAUUGACAAAAAAAAAAGAGAAAUAACCUGGAAAUACUUAAGUUUACAUUGCGAGUCAAUUCAGACGACAGCUCAUUUGCGUAUACACUUCUGUAUGGAAUACGCUGUUUAUGUUUAAUGGGGUGUAAUGUUUUGUCAGUCUGGUCAAAGGACAUAGUUUGGAUGUAGCAAAAUGUGUUUGGUGCGCAACGAGGUGUUGUCCUAAAAGUGCAGGUAGAGUGAUGUACGCAGAGCUUCAAAAUGCAAAAAGAAGAAAUAGGAGUGAGGCAAAAAACAUUUUGAGUAAUCAAUUUAUUGCAAGCAUUAGAGUGAAAUAGGCUGAUCAAAAGUAAAAAAUAAAAAAAGCCAUAAAUCCCACUAAAAUAGAAAUAAAAUGUUUUUUUUGUUUGUUUUUUUUUUAAAAGGAGUGAGUAAUGAGUAGCUGUGCCAUUCUUGUUAAUGAGGUGAAAAAUGGGUUUGGGCAUGCUUGAUGCUAGUGUUCCCAGGAGGCUAGUGGGAAUGUUGCUCCAGGUGGUGAAGAUGUCUUCACGGAGGGCAUCCACUGUUUGGAGCUGAUGUCCGUUUUUGUAAACCUCCCUUGCCAUCCAUGUCCAAAUGUUCUCCACUGGAUUUAGAUCAGGGGAACACGCAGGAUGAUCCAAAAGAGUGAGCUUAUUCCUCUGGAAGAAGUCCUUUGUGAAGUGCAGCGUUGUCCUGUUGAAAACGGCAGUCAUUACCACACAGACGAGGGCCUUUGGUCAUGAGGGAUGCCCCCUGCAACAUCUCCACAUAGCCGGCUGCCAUUUGCCGCCCCUGCACAACCCGAAGCGCCAUUGUUCCAUUGAAGGGUAGUGCCGUGUGGAAAACAUCUCAGGUGGGAUCUCCUUGUCAUGCCAGUAACAUUGGGAGCCAUCAGGACCGUCAAGGGAGAAUAAAACUUCCUUCCACCUUUCAAUGUCCCAUGUUUAGUGCUCUCCUGCAAAUUCCAAAUGGGCAAUUUUGUGGCGUAGAAGGAAGCGAGGCCUUUGAAGACCUAAGAGCCUUCACUGGCAGAUGGCGUCUGAUGGUUAUUGGACUGCACUCGGCACCAGUAACAACCUUCAUUUGGGCCGAGGAUGGUCCCGUGUCUUGACGGACAGCCAAUGAGAUCCUCCAGCUCAUUUUUUUUGAGUCUACCACUUGACUUUUUUGUUCCAUAACCCUCAGAAUGUUUGGAGAUUCAUAUGAGCUCAACAAUCCCACCGCGUUCAAAGAGAGAAAGCUUUUUUGCUUUUGCCAUCAAGAGAUCAUGACAGUGUGAAUACCUGACACUAAAUCACAUUCAAUCCACAUUUUUGCCAAGAGUUUGCCUUUUAAAGGUUGUCCUUUUAAACUUUUGAUCAGCUGACGAACAGCCUAUUUCACUUUAAUGCUUGUUUGCAAUAAAUUGCUUACUUCAAACAUUUCUUCUUUUGGCAUUUUGAAGCUCUACAUCCAACAAUGCAAAACGUACAUUCUUGCAAUUUUUCAACAGGUCUUAAAAUUUCAAUCAGGAGUUUAUGUUAGCAGUAUAAAUGUUUAAAAUGAUAAAUUAAUGUUUUUGAAUCACUGUGUUUUAAGACAGCAAGUUCAGCGUCUUGUGUUUUUGUUUCGUGGGUCUGUGGGCUGGCCCGUGCGUGGGAGUGGGGUGGAACUGGGAGGCGGCUGAGAAGGAGGAGGGCUGUGCUUCUUUUCUUUUUAAACCUGCUAAUCCUGCUGCUGCCCUCAAUCUCUGUGAGGAGGAGGUGAGCAAGGACGCAUACUCUGUAGCUCCUUUAUUAGUAUAUCGGCUUCAGAAGGUGUUUUUUUUUUUAAUGCUUUUGAUGGUUGAAAUAUGUCUGCGACAACCAGUGCCGCUGAACACCAGGAAAGCGACUCCAACAAACUGGAGUCUGUGAUACAGAGACUGGAGGAGAGUGUUUUAUCUGAGGAGAAGAAGCUGACCGUGCGGGGACCCUCGCCGGAUGCUCCCCCUACGUGUCUACCAGCAAGAGUUCGGGAGAUUGUCACAAAGAACCUCAAGGAAAGCCCUCCGGCGGCAAUGUCCUCGCUCAUGUCCCUCCAGGAGGAGAACCGGGUUCUGCAGGGAGAGUUGGUCAAGCUGGAAGACCUGCUGGCCCACAGCAGAGCGGACCGGGAUGAGCUGGCCAUCAAGUACGGUGCAAUCAGCGAGAGGUUGGAGCAGGCCCUACGGUUCGACUCGGGAGACGGCGACCGUGAUUCACCAGAAUCUCGCAGCCUGGCUCAGCAGAACGUGGAUCUCCGCAGGCGGCUGGAUGAGGAGCAGGCGGCCUACAAGAGAAAGCUCACUGCCUAUCAGGAGGGCCAGCAGAGGCAGGCGCAGCUAGUGCAGAAGUUGCAGGCUAAGGUGCUGCAGUAUAAGAAGCGGUGUGGAGAUCUGGAGCAGAUGCUGCAGCAGAAGUCGUCAGAGUUUGAGAAACCCAGGCUGAGUGAUUCCAGUGAAGCAUCUAAUGGUCGCCAUCAAGACGAAUCGAGCAGCAACCUGGAGGACGCUUUAAUCCGUCUAGAAGAAGAGCAACAGAGGAGUAGCAGUUUGUCUGCGGUGAACGCCAUGCUGAGGGAGCAGCUGGAGCAGGCCGGUUUGGCCAACGAGGCUCUCAGCCAGGACAUCCGCAGGCUCACUGCUGACUGGACCAAAGCCCGAGAAGAGCUGGAGCAGAAGGAGUCGGACUGGAGGAGAGAGGAAGAGUCUUUCCAUAGCUACUUUAGCAGUGAGCACAGCCGCCUGCUCACUCUGUGGCGACAAGUGGUCGGCUUCCGUCGGCACAUCUGUGAGCUGAAGAGUGCCACUGAAAGAGACUUGUCAGACAUGCGUAACGACCUGGCCCGAACGUCACACUCCGCUCAGGUGUCGUGCACAUCUCUGUGCGCGACAAUGCACAAUCGAGAGGGCGGAGCGGCGCUGGCCCUGGAGCGCGAGAAGGCUCUGCGGGUCCAACUGGAGCAGCAACUUAGAGAACGGGUGGCCGAGAUGAUGAGCCUUCAGUCCAGAACUGACACCGAGAGAAGCGAGCUCAACAUCAGGCUGUCUGACUCAGUGCGGGAUGCAGAAAGGCUGAAGGACAAAAUUGAGGAGAAAGAGCGAGGACUUGUGCUCCUGUCCAGGAGACUGGAGGAGCAGAGCAGCAAUGACGGGAGUGACAUGCAGCUGAUGAGAGCUCACACUGAGACGCUAUUGGACACACUGCGGGACAUAGCGCAGACGGUACUGUCAGAUGCAGAGUCGUCGUCGGAGGCAGACCAGGACAACGCUAUGGCUCCGCUGCUGGCCUUCAUCCACAGCUCGUCCCCUAGCGCUGCUCCUCGGAGGUCAUCCUCCCCCUCGAGGCUCACCUCACUGUCUGCUCUCCCGGAGGCAACCCUGUCAGCGCUACGCUUGGCAGUCACAAACAAGACGCUCCAGCUGCAGGAUGCUCGGGGGCGUUUGCUGUCUGCUCAGUCCUCCAUACAGCAGUUACGAAAGCAGCUCGCUGAGGCCGAUUCAGCCAAAAGGGAAGCGGACCAAUGCAAUCAGACACUACAGAGAGAGCGGGAUGCCGCCCAGAGGGACAGGGAGACCACGCAGCGAGAAAGGGAUCGCCUGCGGCAGGAGAGAGACACGCUGGCCAGUGAGAAAGUGAGCCUGGAGAAGAGCGUGCAGGUAGCACAGAGCGGAAAGCAGACUCUUCGGAUGGACUGUGAGAAGCUGCAGCUGGCUCUGACGUCCACGCAGAGGGAGAAGGACCACCAGAGGGAGGAGAAGGAGGCCGCCAUCCAGGAGAGGGACCGGGCCAAGGCCGAAGUUCAGAGGAUUCAGAAACAGUGGGACCAGAGCGAGAGCCGAGCCUCAGCCCAGCGUGGCGAGCUGUCUGCAGUGAGAGAGACUCACCAGCAGGGGGAGAUUGAGAGGCAGCUGCUGGAGAGGGAGAAAACCCAACUUUCUGAAGCACUCACUCGGGCUGAGAGCAGUAAUGCAGAACUCUCUCUACUGGUCAAUAAACUCCAGUCUGAGGAUGCCGCUCUCAGGGACUCUUUAGCCAAAAUGGGUAGCAUGAAUGAGGCGCUGUCCCAAGACAAGGUCGACCUUAACAGCUACAUCCUGCAGCUGGAGGAGGAGAAGGCCCUCCUGCACGCUCAGAAACGCGAGGCUGAGCAGGAGAAGCUGACCAUCAGGGAUGAGCUGGUGCGCUUGGAGCAGGACCGGAUGGAGCUGGACUCUGCCCGUAUCACGCUGCACCAGUCCCUGCAGGACACGGAGCUGAGCCGCGUGGGGAUAGAGGCGGAGCUGCAAGGUCUCAGAACAGAGAGGCUGCAGCUGCAAGGGCGAGUCACGCAGCUGUGUGCUGAGGUGGCCUCCCUGGGUUCCGAGUUAAGCCUCGCCAGAGGAGAGGGCCAACGCAACGAAGCGGCCUUGGAGGAGGUCGGCCGCGGACGGGCGGAACUGGCCCGAGACAAAGCAUCACUUCUCGUCCAGCUGACGGCAUCCGAGAGAGACAACAGCACGCUGUCGGAGGAAUUGGCUGCUUACAGGUCUGAACGCGAGUCUCUGGAGAGCAGCCUGUUUGAGGUGCAGCAGCAACUCGCUCAGGCGGAGUCUCGCAGGGAGCAGCUGGAAUCAGACAACCAAAAACUGAGAGUGUGCUGUGACACGGCAACAGCUGAUCUGCGGCGUGCUCGCGCUGAGGUGGAGAGCGCGUUGGCCCAGGCUGAUAAGGAGAAACAAGCUCUGACUCAGACCCUGAAUGCAGCACAGUUGGAGGCCCAGCAGGCUUUGCGCAAGGCCGUCUGUGAACAUCAAGAGGAGUUGGAGAAGCUUGUCUCGGAAAAGGAGGACCUGCGGCAGAGUCUCACAGCAUCCCAUGGCGGUGCUCUGCGGAAACUGAGGCAGGAGGUCGAGGAUGAGCUGCACAAAGCACAGAGAGAGAGGGAAGACCUACAGAGUGAACUGAGGACGCUGCAGCAUGACCGAGAUCAGAGUCUGCUGCAGGCCGAAACGGAGAAGCAACAGGCUCUGUCCCUGAAGGAGGCGGAGAAAGCGGUGCUGUGCGACAGAGUGUCCAAUCUGCAGGCUGAGCUGUCAGCUGCAGCCCUCGAGGUUGAGCGCAAAACCAGAGCGGCGGCUCUUUGCAAAGAGCAGGAGGAGGCCAGAGUUGGAGCUCUCACCAGCGAGCUGCAGGAGCUUCGCUCUCAGCUUGAGGAUGCUUCCUCUCUUCGUGAAAGGGAGCUUCAGAGUCUGCGAGAGAGUCUUAGCGACUUUGAGUCACGUGCUGACAGUGCCGUAAAAGAGCUGGACAAGUGCAGAGCUUCUCUUGCCGUCAGCGCGGAGAGCCGAGAUCAGCUCAGGCGAGACAUCCUGGAGGCCGAGCGCCGUCUCAACCAAGCUCAGGACGAGGCGGAAAACUACCGGAGGGAAGGGACGGAACUGCGCCGCAGCCUGAGUGACGUCUCCAAGGAGAGAGACGCCCUCAGCCUGUCCAACUCCCAACUCAGGGAGAGUCUUCGAGGGGCGGAGACUGAGAGAAUCAGUGUGAAGCGACAGUGCGAGGAGAAGGACCAGAGGCUGACUGUGCUGCAGGAGAAUUUCUCCUCCGCCCAGAAGGAGGUGGCAGAGCUGCGCAGCUGCCUGAGGGAGGUAGAAAGAUCACGACUGGAGGCACGACGAGAGCUCCAGGAGCUGCGGAGACAGUUGAAGGUUCUGGAUGGAGAGAAGGAGCAGAAAGGGAGGGAGGUCGCAGAGCUGCAGACUCGCUUGUCCCUGGAGGAGCAGAGAGAGGAGGAGCGAGGGAAGGAGCUUUUUACCUUCAAGCAGAAGUUCACCGAAGCUGAGACAGCGCGAGACACACUCAAAAGAGAGCUCUGCCUCGUUCAGAAGCGCCUGACUGAGUCCGAGUCCGGCUGGCGGCUCUGCGAGAGAGAACUGACGGCUCAGCUUCAGGAGGCACGAGGCUGCGAGAAGAAGCUGCAGGACGAAGCCAAGAACUUGGCCCUGCGCACUCAGGCCGCCCAGGACUCGGCUGGCGUGUACAGCCUGCAGCUGAGUGAGGCGCAGGGCCGCCUGGCAGCCACGGAGGCCGAGCUUGCGCGGGCCGAGGCCUGCAAGAGGGAUCUGGAGUUUCGUCUGAGCGGCCUCCAGUCGACACUGACCAGGACGCUAGGUAUUGGAGUGAGAGGGGUCAGGGGGCGGAGCCCGGGAGGGAGCUCUGCAUCGCCUGGCCCCAUGUCACGCCAUCACAGCAUCUCACCCCUACGCUCCUCUUUGUCACCACCUAAAGAAUUCCACACCAGCACCCCUGACAACACUUUGGGCUCCAGAGCUGUGUCUCCAGAGAGAGGGGACACGCCUCUCCCUCUCUCACCCCCUCAGCUAGAGCUGGACACUGACGCUCUACGAAGUGGUCUCAAGGAUUUCCUCCAGGAGCUUCGUGAUACACACAGAGAGCGGGAUGACGCCUUGUGCCAGUUGGGGGCUCUGCAGCGUGAGGUGGACCAGCUGAGGGUGGAUGGAGAUUUGGCGCAGAGCCGCCUCACUCAGCUGCAGAAGACCUUACAAGAAUACCAAGAAGGUAAACGAGGCCUGGACGAGCGCCUGACGCACUCUCAGCUUCAGCUCCAUCAGCAGGAGGAGGCGGCCAGGAGAGGCGACAGAGACAGGCGGGCCCUCGUCGACCGGGUGAAGGAGCUGGAGCGUAUGCUGCAGGCCUGUGAGAUGGAGAAGCAACACAUACAGGAUCAGCUGGACAAGCAGCGAGCCGCAGAGGUGCGUCUGGAGGCCGAGAGAAGGCGCUUGCGGGAGGCGCUGGAGGUGGCCGAAGCACGGGCCACCAGGGUGGAUGUGGGCAGGCGGAGUCUGGAGGGGGAGCUGCAGAGACUCAGACUGAGCAUGGGGGACCGGGAGGCCGAGAGCCAGGCCUCACACGAUCGCCAUGACACUCUGCUCAAACAGGUAGCAGACGGAGAAUCCCGAGUGUCUCUGCUUCAGCGGGAGGUGGACCGAUUGAGUCAGGCUCUCCUGAAAGCCGAAGAAAACGAAGCUCUGCUGCGAGAGAAGACGAUCUCCCUCAACCAGACCCUGCAGGAGGUGGCGGCUGCUCAUGGCAACACUCAGAGUCGCCUGACUUCUCUGCAGAACACUUUGAGCAUGACCGAGCAGGAGAAACAACACCUCCAAGAGAGGAUCGACGAGUCGCAGGCGUCGUUAACCGAAGCGAGGCGCAGCAUGGCCGCCCUCAACGAGCACAUGCACGACCUGCAGAGCGAGCUGCAUCACAGUGAGCUGCAACGCGAGGAACUGGCGACCGAGGUCACCAAGACCCAAGAGGCUCUGCGUCAGCGUACGGCCACUCUGGCUGAGGCCCAGCAUGGCGCCCAGACAUCUCAGAUGGAGCGGGCCGCUGUGGAGGAGCGUCUGCGGGCGCUGCAGAGGGCGGUGGCCCUGCUGGAGACGGAGAAGAAAGAUGCCGAGAGGCAGGCUGUGAGGCUGGAGAAGGAUAAAAAUGCCCUGAGGAACACGCUGGAUAAGGUGGAGCGUCAGAAGCUAAAGAGUGAAGAGGGCAGCAUGCGUCUUUCCGCCGAGAGAAAGCGCUUGGAUCGCUCGCUGAACACGGCUGAACAAGAGCUGCAGGAAGCCCAGCAGCAGAUACUCAUGCUGCAGACGCAGAUGGCUGACAUGGAGCAGUCGCACAGUGUGUGUGAGAGUUUCGCCAGGCAGCGUGAUGAUGCUCAGCAGGAGGCCGAGAGGCUGAGAGCCAGCUUCAGGGACCUGGAGAGGACUCUGGGCUCCAGGGAGCGCACGCACAGGCAGAGGGUCAAAGGUCUGGAGGAGCAGGUGUCCACCUUGAAGGAGCAGCUGCAGCAGGAGAUGAAACGACGACAGCCUUCACUUUCCUCCUCCUUUCUGUCCACGGCCAGCUGAGAGAUGACCGCCAAGAAGGCCAAACGUCCUGACAGCGUCACGUCUGCACUGUAAUUCUAUGAAUAUUCAAUACUAAGCAUGUGUACAUCCGCACAGUCCAGUGAGCUAUAUUCACCGUUCUGUGUUUACAAAGAUGAUAAUGCUCAUUUUUGCGCAUUUGGAGUUGUUUUGUGAUUUACAGGAAGCGGUCAAAAUAUUUAAAACAGCUCAGUAUGACUUAGGCAUGUGCAGAUGUACCUAAUCAAGUGGCCACUGUAAACAUAUAUGUAUUAUGUCCGGCUUUUGAACAUUUUUUAAAACUUUUUUUGUUCUUUUGAACGUUAAAUACCGUCUUGACCCAAAUAUAAGAUGUCAAUCUUUACCUUGAAAAAAGUCUGCAAAACACAAGAAUAUUUAUAUACAUCAGAAAUGACAACAAAACAACAGCUGUAAUUUUAUGAGAAUAAAGUCAAUAUAUUAAGAGAAAAAUGGUGCAAUUUCACGAGAAUAAACUCGUAAUAUUGUGAAGAAAAACAAUUUUGUUUUAGUAGUAGAAAUAUAAAUAGUUUAAAUAUUAAAGAAAAAUAAAUUUGUAUUUUUUAACUCGUUUUUUAAAGAAACAAAACAAAAUAAGUACAUUUUUUGGAAAAUUAUGUUGGGAAAAAGUUAGAAUUUUAUGAGAAAAAGUGACAAGAGUAUGACAAUAAAGUCAUAAUACUACAAGAAGAAAAUUUACAAAGAUUAUUUAAAGAAGAAGGUUGAAAUAAAUACAGUUUAAAAUCAAUUUGAAAAAAUCUGAAAUAACAAAAACAAGCAGCUGUAAUUUUCCGAGAAUAAAGUCAAUAUAUGAAGAGAAAAAAGUUGUUUUCCAACAAGAAAAAAGCUGCAAUUUUACGAAAAUAAACUUGUAAUAUUGUGAGGAAAAAUAAUUUUAUUUUAUUAGCGUAGAGUUGAAGUAUUACCAAAAAAUAAAUUUUUUUAAAAGUCAUUUUUUAGAACUUUUUUAAAGAAACAAAACAAAAUAAAGUUGUAAUUUUUGGAAAAUUAUGUCGAAGAAAGUGAUAAUUUUAUGAGAAAAAGUGAAAAUAGUAUGAGAAUGAAGUCAUAAUAUUACAAUUAUUAUACAAUUAUUAAAAUUGCAAUUAUUGUUGGAAAGUUGGAAAAAAAAAAAGUAUAAAAUAAAAAAAAAAAGUCAGAAUGACAAAAAAAAAACGUCUGUCAUUUUACGAGAAUAAACUAUAUAUACUAUAUAGUAUAGAAAAAUGAUGUCAUUUAGUAGUUUACAAAAUAUCAGGGUGGCCCUUGCAUCCUAUCAUUUUUCAGUCCGGGGCCCUCACCGGAAAAAACUUUGGAUCCCCCUGGUCUACCAGCUAAAAAAUGUGAUAUCCUUUUCUUUUGUUGCAAUCUAACACUGGCGACUUAAAAAAAAACAAAAAAGGAUCUCUUUUUGUCUUAAAAAAAGAAAUGUGGUCUUAUAGUCGGGUCAGUACGGGAUACAGUCGUCCCUCUCAAUAUUGCGGUUCAAUUAUCGCUCCCUCACUGUAUCGCGCUUUUUCAGAACUGAAUGAAUUAAUAAAUGAUGGCUGUUUGGAGGUAGACUUUGGUCUAUUAUUAUUAUCAAAACAUAUGGAAAUACAAGUGAUAUGUAGUAUUCCGAUCACUAGGCGGCGGUAAUAACACAAAACAUUGCGACAUUAGCUUACAUUACAUUACCUUAACACUACAUGAAGUCAUGAAGUCAGCCAUGGCAUGUCACACAUGAUAGCAUAAAAAAAAAAAGUUAUACUCCCAUGCCGUGUGGAAGUGGUAAGUUUUUGGCUUCUUAAGUUUAGAAGAAAUACUUUUGAGGCUGACAGGUUAGCUCCCUCGUUUGCUUGCUAGUCACUGCAGCAUACGAGUUGAGCAAUGUGUUGUAAACAAAGAAUAAUAGGAGUGUCAAAGUGACAGUAUUGGUGUUUUUUCAUGACUACAGGGCUCUAAUAAUGGCAAAGGUUGUAUUUAGAAAGUCAUAAACAGGUUUUCGAUGCUCUAACUAUGAAAAUAUUCCAUGUAGUAACGUUGAAUCCUAUAUUGCGGAAAUUCAUUUAUCGCGGUCGGGUCAGGAACCAAUUACCCGCUAUAAAAGGGGGACGACUGUAUCAUGCUGCUUGUCAUCCACUUUAUAACUUUACACAAGAAGGCUACACGCUGCAUGUAGAUAUGGUGUUAUGUAAAUGAGACAGUAUUUUGUUACUAACCUUAAAAAGUCAAAAAGUGCUUUCAUGUGAAUUUAAAGUACUAUUUUUUAAAUUAUUAUUUGAUGUUUUUGCUCACUGUGUGAAUUGCUGCCAUUUGUGUACUUUUUAAAAUUUUUUAUUAAUAUUUAGCUUAGGACCGAAGCUCAUCCUAUAUUGCCGCAACAUGGACACAUACUGUAAAUAAACCAAUGACAAAAACACAAGAAACAUGAAUCAAAACGCACUUUGCCAAGAAAAUGACGUGCCUACUUCAGUGUUUCCCAGACCUUCAUUUAUUUGUAGCGGGUCGCCACACAUACUGUAAAUUUGGCGCUACCUGCUUCAUUGGCACUUAUAAACACAUUAUAAUGCACUUGGUCUGCCAGAGUGGGGAUAUUAUUAUUAUUAUUAUUAUUAUUAUUAUUAUUAUCAGUGUUGCCAACUGAGCGAGCAAUCAGACCCCUCUAG
Messenger RNA from Dunckerocampus dactyliophorus (ringed pipefish), 11429 nucleotides. RefSeq names its product rootletin-like. The transcript has 37 exons. The record is from RefSeq and is a predicted model, not a curated record. Lineage: Eukaryota; Metazoa; Chordata; Actinopteri; Syngnathiformes; Syngnathidae. The coding region runs from base 2689 to 8766 and encodes 2025 amino acids.